Molecule: messenger RNA, 8836 nt
Organism: Epinephelus fuscoguttatus (brown-marbled grouper)
Lineage: Eukaryota; Metazoa; Chordata; Actinopteri; Perciformes; Serranidae
Gene: igsf10
Product: immunoglobulin superfamily, member 10
Exons: 10
Coding region: 228-7898 (2556 amino acids)
Cellular component (GO): extracellular region
Molecular function (GO): protein binding
Source: RefSeq, a predicted model, not a curated record
CUCAGACACAGUGGGCUCAUCUGUGGAGUCAAACUGGAGGACUACUGAAACUGAAUGUGGACUUUUUACUCUUUUGUCGGGAUAUUUACAUUUACAGGUGCAGCAGUUUGGUUUUCUACAGCUGUUGACGCACGGUGAAGAUAAACGUAGGUGGGUUUCAUUAAUGGUCCUGAACAAAGUCUAGCCUCCCCCUUGUCCGUGCAGCUGAAUCCCCAUCCCCGUGCACAAUGAGCGUGUGUGGCUGCAGCGCCUCAUACCUGCGGAGGUGGCUCCUGAUGGCUCUGUUGUUCUUGGCUGCCGCGCGGCCGUCGAGCGGUGACUGCCCCAAAUCAUGCGCCUGCUACGUUCCCACUGAAGUGCACUGCACCUUCAGAUACCUGACCGCAAUACCUGACCACAUCCAACCAGCUGUGGAAAGAAUUAACCUCGGGUACAACAGUAUAACUGUCUUGAGAGAAAGCGAUCUUUCAGGACUUGAAAACUUGGAGUUGUUGAUGCUGCAUAGCAACACUAUCCACAGUAUUGAGGACAGAACCUUCCAAGACCUCAAGUCCUUACAGGUCCUGAAGAUGUCCUUUAAUAAAGUAAAGGAAAUCAAGAAAGAGACAUUCAAAGGCCUGGAGAGUCUCCUGAGACUCCACAUGGAUCACAACCACAUUGAGUUCAUCAGUCCAGAGGCUUUCUAUGGCCUCACCAAGCUACAGUUGGUCCAUCUGGAGGGUAACCACCUCCAGCAGCUCCACCCAGACACAUUCAUCACACUGAGGCACAGCCAGGUGUUCAAGGUGUCCUCAGUGAGGAACAUCCACCUGUCAGACAAUCUCCUCACCACUCUGCCCGUAGAUAUUUUCUCGGGUUGCAGCCAGUUAGAGAAUCUCUUCCUUCAUGGCAACCCAUGGUCUUGUGAUUGCCGUAUGAAGUGGUUUGCAGCAUGGGCACAGAGGAACACAGGUGUACUGAAAUGCAAGCGAGACAGGAGAUAUCUGAGAGGCCAGCUGUGUCCUGUUUGUGAAGAUCCUGCCUCUUACCACAACAGACCUCUAUCCCUUCUCUCCAGUGACGCCUUCACUUGUGCCAAACCCUGGAUCGAACCCCAUCUAAAGUUGAAGAACAUCACUGUGGAUGAGGGAGACUUUACUCCAGUAUCCCCCAAGGACUUCAUUGCCCCAUUAGGGUCCAUGCAAUUGAACCUGACUGACCAUUAUCACAACGAUGCCAGUCUAUCCUGCACUGUCCAGAGGCCCUCUGCUUUCGAGAACUUGACACAAUCCUUGGAAGUGGAGGAGGCAAACAAUGUCACUGUGAUUACCACUGUCAUAACAACAUAUUUGGUGUGUAACAUUGACUAUGAACACAUACAGCAGCUGUGGCAGAUCCUGGCCACCUACAGUGACUUUCCCAUGACACUGGAGAGAGGCUUUAUGCUGGCAAGAAUCCCAGAAAUGAUAUUCAGAUAUAGUCAGAUGAAAACAAAGGAGGGAGAGGAAGGAAUUCACACAAACAUUGUGGCUGACAUUAAAGCCUCCCCUGCAUGGCUGAUGCAGGGAGAGAUAAGCUUUCAGCUUGACCGCACUACUACCACUUUCUCUACUCUGCACAUUAAGUACCAGUCUGCAGUCAACCUACGUGUGGAAAACACAGUACCCAAAAGGGACCGCUACUCCUGGACCAUGAUCAAGCGAGAUAACCAAACCAAGACUGAGCACGCUGUAGUCACAGGUGGUGUGGUGCAAUUAAACUGUCAAAUCCGGGGUGAACCAAAGCCUUUGUUGGAGUGGAUUUUACCAGAUGGAAGUAAGGUCAGAGCUCCAUACUCCAGUGAGGACAGGAGGAUCAUAAUCACUGCUGAAGGGAAGCUUACUGUACGAGGUGCAGAUGCCUCAGACACUGGCCUCUACCGGUGCAUCACCACAAACUACCUGGAUGCAGACAUCCUCAUCUUUCGAGUGACAGUUCUGUCCCCUGAUGUGGAAGAAGUUGAGGUCAACGGUGUCCAACUCUCAAGGCCACUGGGUGGAAAUCUGGUUUUGGACUGUAGCUCUUCAGGAAGUCCUGAGGCCUCGGCACAGUGGGCACUCCCUGACCAUUCAGUUCUGGAUAAGUCUCAGGGAAACAGGAAGGUGUUUGAGAAUGGAACCUUGCUGAUUCAGGGUCUCACAGAAAGGGACAGAGGAUUUUAUAGAUGUUUGGUUUCUAAUCACAUGGGAGUUGAUCUUCUUGUUUCUCAGGUAACAGUGACUGGAGAAAUGUCUGAAAAGAUGACUGUUUUGGACAAUGAGGGAUCAGGGGUAAAAAUGGAGGACAAGGUUGACCCUAGUUUGACUGAAAACACAGUCACACUCAACGAGAUCCCCUCCUCCAGCCCCUUUGACAAAACUAGUCAGGAAUCCAGGACCAUCACAUCAGAUCGACCUUACCCCAGACUCAGGUCAAGGGGCAGGGGAGGUGCCGGAGGUAGGCUGGGACAGAGAAGGAGGGGGCCAGUAAGCAACAGACGCAUCUGGGGUAGUAGGGUGUUUGAUAAAGCUUCCAGGAAAGUGGAUCCACAGAAAUUUGCUGAAUAUUUGAAAAAGGCUCAAGAUGGAACAAGAAUAAAGACUGGCACAAACGAGGGGGAAAAAUAUGAAGACUCAAACACUGGUCUUUCUGGUGAUGGUGAAAUUGGCUCUGGUGAUGACCAUGGUGAAGAUCAUCUCAUCAUUGUGCCAAGUACAGUCAAACCAACUACAGAUGAUCUACAGAAACACAGAAUAUUUGGACAAGAGAACGAGGAGCCUGAAGCUGUAACAGACAACAUACCAACAAAAGAGUUGUAUAUGCAGUCAGAUUCUACACCAAUUAGGUCGACAUUUAUACACCAUCCAACAGAAUGGGAUGAGAGUCAAAGUGAUGCAGUUACACCUUAUAAUAAAAUUUCAUACAACGCAGACCUUUCUAGUUUUGAUGAGACCAGUGAUUCUUAUACCCUGGACAGAACUACCAAGCCAGAUUCAAACAGGCGCCCAGUCACUCUCCAACUUACUGUGACAGACAUGUCACAAGAAACUCAGCUCCAGUUCUCAGGAGAACAACCUGCAGAGCCAGAGACAUCCACUGGAGCGGCGCUAUCAUUUACCACAGACCCUCAUGUCACUCCCAUGAGGGAUGGCCCAGGCCCAGUGGAGCUAGUCGUUCACACAUCCACAGAUCCAGAAAGCCAGACAACAUUCACAGCAGUCACAACCACAGAGAGGCAGCAAGAUGAGAUAACCUUCCACACUACCCAGACAAUCAAAUCCCCUCGCCUACCAGCAGGAUCCACCAUUAUCUCCCAGCAGCAAAUACAUAUCAUCCCACGCAAGAAUGGCAGAGGAGGGGGGCGCAGGAGGACCUUCCAAGGCCGCAGGAGGAUUGUUAAACCCAACAGGAUCACUGACAUACAGUCCUUCAUCAAUAAACUUAAACAGCCCUCUUUGAAGAAGGAAGGGAAUGCCACUGUGCCUUACAGAAUUGAGCUGACCACAGACUGUGACUGUGAUGAAGACAAAAAGAAGGCAGCAACUAGUCAUCUGCAGGUGGUCAAACCAACAGCUCCCUCCAGCUCAUCUUUGCACAUAACAGAGAGACCUGCCUCUUAUCAAAAAACUGCAGCUUCUAGUUCAAAAGCCCCCUCCGCCCAUACCGAGUCGAGGUCAGAGGCUUUCAGUGACUACAUAACCUCUGCUGAUGCUCCUGAGUUUGACCCUACAAUAGAUCCAUUUUUGAUAGACAAAAAAACAUCAGCCUCCACCACAACCACUACAACAACAGCCUCUAAGGUCAUCCGUGGAAAAAUUCCAUGGAACAGGCUGUUCGGAGGCAGAGAGAGAGAAGAUAUAUUGAGCAGGCUAAGGAAGCCACCCAAAAAAACCUCAACUACAGCUGAAACUACAUCAGCAACCCCAACCACAACCCCUGCCGCAAUACCCACCACCACUGCAAACUCACUUUCUGAACCUGAGACUCUGUCCCCAUCCAGACACACACAGAGCAAAGUGGGCUCAUUAGAUGAUGACUAUGGAGAAUCUUCCUCUGUAGAUUUUGAGUCCACAACACUGGGACCCAGCUUUCACUAUCAGAGUACUACCAGCCCAUCCUAUUACUCCAAGGCUGCAACCACUGUGGAAACACCACCAGAAUCACAGACUCUACCUUCCCCACCUACUGUCAGACCACCUUCAUAUGAAAAACCCGAUGACACUUUAUCAUCUGGGUCUGGGGGACUACCUGAUAAUUGGUUUGUGGUCAGACAGAGGCCUGGUGGGACUAGAGGACGGCAAGGGCGAAGAAGAAGGCCAUUAAGGGGUAGGAGACCUUUCAAGAAACCUGCAAUCACCAAAUUGCACCCUACUACCACAGCUGAGGCUUUAACUACAACUAUGGAAGCUACAGUGGAGACUACUACACUACCACAAUGGACUGUUUCACUCUACAAGCCCCUUUACAUACCAUCUAGGAAAGAGGACAGAACUCCAGUAGUUGUUUCCACUGACCAUACGUCAAAGGAAGAGACUGACUUAUAUGAGGAAUCUGACUGGAGCACAUCUAGCAAUUCACCAGCCUAUACUACAACCAAAACUCCUUUAAUCCCUUCCACCACACUGGCCCCCACCACUACAUUCAUGCCAAUUACCACACAAGUGCCCUACACAACAACUCGGACCAAAGAACACACCAAUAUCAGACCACCAACACAGCGGAACAGUGGUUACGCCACUCGCAGGCCGCCAAUGAGGAGAAUCAGACCUACUGUGCAGAGUAGUGUUGCCAGAGACAUUGCAAACAAAGGCCUUGACAUACUGGUCAUACUUAUAGGUGAGCAGGGAAACAUUAACGGCCCUGCCCCAUACGACAACAUAGGCUCACACAAUGCCAUCACUAGUGUUUAUGAUCGUGUCACUGGCAAUGAAGCUGGCUUUGAACCCACUACAGAGGCCAUGACAAGCAAACCUAAGAUAGUUGGGGGCAAUGCUGCUAGCUUCACUGUGUUAUCCAACUCAGACGCAUUCCUGCCAUGUGAGGCUGUUGGAGACCCUCAGCCAAGAAUAACCUGGAAGCGCCUCUCCCCAACCACAGGAAGCAGUGUUACAGUUAAUGGGAGGAUGGGCAAGUUCGAAGUGUUGAGCAACGGCACGCUGUUGAUCCAGAAUGCUAACAUUAAGGACCGUGGCCAGUACGUCUGUCUAGCUGAGAAUGAUCAUGGAUCAGACAAACUCUUCGUCACCCUCUCUGUGGUGGCCUACCCUUCACGCAUCCUGGAGCCUAAAUUGCGUGAGAUAAAGUCUCAUGCAGGAAAUACUGUAGAAAUGAAAUGUAAAGCAGAGGGUCGGCCCACACCCAUGAUCUCCUGGAUCCUGGCCAACCGAACCCAGGUCAGGGGUCACAACACGGAGAGGGAAAGGGUAUCUGUAUCUGCUGAUGGGACUUUGGUCAUUGAGCAGGUGUCUGUUUAUGACAGGGGUCAUUACAAAUGCAUCGCCAGUAAUCCAGCUGGAGCUGAUACUGCAACAGUCCGACUGCAGGUGGUGGCAGCUCCCCCCGAUAUCGUAGAGGACAAACGGCAGCAGGUGAAAGUAGGUGUUAGCCAAAACUUGUGGCUACCCUGCACUGGCCAAGGCAGCCCUCAACCUACUAUUCACUGGGUCCUCCGUGAUGGAUGGAUGGUGCGAGCCGACAGACCUGCCCGUGACACAAGGAUAUCAGUGUAUGGGAAUGGAACCCUACACAUUAAGGAUGUGACUAAAGCUGACAGUGGCAAAUAUGAAUGUAUAGCUACCAGCUCCACUGGCUCAGAGAGAAGGGUGGUGACUCUGACAGUAGAGAAGCAAGAGUCUGCACCUCAAAUAGUGGAGACAUCCCAGCGCAUGACACAGUUGUUCUUCGAGGAUCAGCUAAGACUCAACUGUUCAGCUAUAGGAGACCCCAAACCCAGGAUCAUCUGGAGGCUGCCCUCCAAAGCUGUGGUGGACCAGUGGCACAGGAUGGGCAGCAGAAUUCAGGUCUUGGAUAACGGUACUCUUAUUGUCAGCUCUGUGAGUGAUAAAGAUGCUGGAGACUAUCUCUGUGUGGCACGAAACAGAAUUGGUGAUGAUCUACAGCUCAUGAAGGUCAGUGUGUCAAUGGAGCCUGCCAAGAUAGAGCCCAAACUCUAUGGAAAGAAGCAGGUACCUUAUGGUAAGGACUUUAAAGUUGACUGUAAAGCCUCAGGAAUACCAAAGCCAGAGAUCUCUUGGGGCUUACCAGAUGGUACAGUGGUCAACAGUGCUUUUCAGUCUGACGCCAGCAGUGGAGGAGGGCGAGCACGGAGGUUUACACUUUUUGACAAUGGAACACUCUACCUAAACCAGGUUGGUAUGUCAGAGGAAGGGGACUACACCUGCUAUGCUGAGAACCAGGUGGGCAAGGAUGAGAUGCAUUUACAUAUCACCGUAGUAACCGCUGCCCCUAGGAUACGUCCAACUAGCCAGACAUAUGCCAGGGUGAAGCCUGGAGGCAACAUCCGCUUUGACUGUGAAGCACUUGGGGAGCCCAAACCCAAAAUCUUGUGGAUGCUGCCCACCAAUGAUGUCAUUGCAGCAUCUAAUGAACGCUACCUAAUGCAUGUCAAUGGCUCCCUGGAUAUCAGGGAUGUGAAGCUUAUCGAUGCUGGAGAGUAUGUUUGUAUGGCUCGAAACCCUGCUGGGGAAGAUAGAAAAGUCUACAAGCUUGAUAUAGAAGGGAAUCCACCAGUGAUCAAUGGCUACCGGCAGAACAGGACUGUAAUCAAGGAUGUGGCAGCUAAAUACUCUAGGAAAUUAAUAGACUGUAGGGCUGAGGGCGAUCCCACACCGAGUAUCACUUGGAUUAUGCCCGAUAACAUCUUUCUAACAGCACCAUACUUUGGUAGCAGGAUUAGUGUCCACCAUAAUGGGACAUUAGACAUUCGUAAUGUGCGGCCGACUGAUACAGCUGAGUUCAUCUGCAUGGCGAGGAAUGAUGGAGGAGAGGCCGUAAUGGUGGUGCAGCUGGAGGUGAGCAGUGUCCUCCGAAGACCAAUCUUCAAGAACCCUUUUAACGAACGUAUUGUGUCUAGAAUUGGAAAAACCACAGUUCUGAACUGUUCUGCUGAUGGAUACCCAUUGCCAGAAAUCAGUUGGACUUUGCCGAAUGGAACACGGAUUACGGGUGGUCACCACCUAGUUAACAAUGGGACUUUAGUCAUCCACAACACUGGCAAAGAAAAUGUUGGAAAGUACCGCUGUGGUGCCAAGAAUUUAAUGGGUUACAUAGAGAAGCUUAUAAUUUUGGAUGUUGGACAGAAGCCUUACAUCCUGACAAGGCCUAGGGGCAUUAUACGUGGUGUGUCUGGAGAGCCUCUCUUCCUUCAUUGUCUAUCUGAUGGGAGUCCCCGACCCAGAAUCUACUGGACCGUUCCUGGUGGCCACACUCUUACUCGCCCUCAAGUCCUUGGACGCUACCAGUUACUAGAGAAUGGUACUUUGGUUGUUCAGGAUACUACUCUCCACGACCGGGGGAACUACAUCUGCAGGGCUCGGAGCGAUGCUGGGGAGGCUGUGCUUAACGUCCCUGUUAUUAUCAUUGCCUACCCUCCACGGAUCACAACAGGGCCACCUCCUACUGUGAGGGCACUGACCGGAACACCUAUCCAGCUCAACUGUGCCGCUACUGGGAUCCCAAAGCCAGAGAUCACCUGGGAGUUGCCCGAUCGUACAGUUCUGUCAGCGGCACAACAGGGUCGGCCUAUGGGUAGCGAAUUGCUCCAUCCUCAGGGCACACUUAUCAUUCAAAGGCCCAAAGCCUCAGACUCUGGCACAUACAAGUGCCUGGCUAAGAACCACCUGGGUACAGACUCAAAGAUCACAUAUGUACAUAUAUUGUGAGAAAAAAGACAAGACUGAGGGAGGGCGGUGGCAGAUCCGAAUGUAAACAUUGACAGACACACAGUCAUUUGUGUCUGCAAGGUACAGUGCAUGUUUUCUCACAUGUGGAUUUGUGAGAAUCAGGGCUUGUGGAAUAUUGUUUUUAAAAGUGACAAAAGUGGAUUAAAAAUAAACAGAGCACAAGGAGAGAAAGGAAACAGACAUUUUAUAGGGAGAAAAACAUGUUUUUUUAAACUGGAAAAGCUAGCCUGGGGCCAGUAGUUGUUAUUGUAACUUUGGGACUGGGGGUCUGGAAAUUCAUAGGUGGUUCUCAUUUGGGGUAGUUCUCACGGGAGCCAGAAGGCCAGUGCAUAGAGGCAAACUUGAAGUGAUUUCUCUGACCAGGCAUUGCUGGCCGCACAUAGGGAUACCAUUACAGCACAUACAGAGACGGAGAAAAAAGUGUAAUAGAUUGAAAGAGUGAAAAUAUGCUCCCAAGAGGCUUUUAACUUCCUUCAGACGCUGGUCAGAAGUUGUUGCUGUCAUGACACAUUGCUUUGUCAUUUUAAAGCAAAUGAAAAAGACAACAAGCAGUGUAUAUAGUAAAAUAUCUUUCAAGAGUAAUUUGUGGAAUUUAACAGGAAGAAAAUAGAUUUUUUUUUUAAAUAUAUGAGGCUUGUUUUACACUGGAUACAUACCUGCAUGGACGGUACAAUGAACUUUAUUAUGCUUUUUAUAUUUUGAUGACAGUUUAAAGCAGAUUCCUUCAUGUCUAUUCACAGUGCAGUUCAUUGGUCAAAACCCCCAAAAACAAACAAAACACACUAUCAAUCUAUUGUGUUGUGCACAAGAAUGUACAGUAAUGUUAUACAUUAUGCUAAUCUGUAAUAAUACAGUAUAUGUAUGUCUAUUUGUAGUAUCUACUUUAUCAAAGUAUGGGAGACAAAAUGAAAUUUAAA